GCUGCUCCAAUUGGCUGUAUGGUAAUAUACGCUCUCGGGAUCCUUUUGUUUGUUCUCGGUCUAUUGUCCCCUAUUGCCCUUAAUAGUCGCCCGACAAGAAGCGUGCUCAGUUCUUCGACAACAGACCGCCAAGAAGCUACGAUAUGAGCAACACCGACAUCGAGACGGCCAAGUGGGUUCUGAAGAUGGAACAGCCUCCGGACGCCGCGAUGUUCAACAGAACCUCCCCGUCUGUGUCUCCCCGCCCGUCCUCCCCGACAUCGUCCUGGUCCAGCGGCGGCUCGCCCGCCCCCUCCUCACCCUCCUCCCGGUCCCGCCCGGGGAAGAUCAGAAGGACCAGCAAGAGUCUGAAGAAGACCGAGAAGCAGCUGUCUGAGGAUGAACUUCAGGAGCUCCGUCUGAAAGUCAACCAUCGGGAGAGGAAGAGGAUGCACGACCUGAACUCAGCACUAGACGGGCUGCGGGAAGUCAUGCCGUACGCUCACGGUCCGUCCGUCAGGAAACUCUCCAAAAUCGCCACGCUGCUGCUGGCCAAGAACUACAUCCUCAUGCUCAACAGUUCCUUGGAGGAGAUGAAGCGGCUCGUGAGCGACAUCCACCCCGCGCACCGCGCCAAGCUGCCCGCUCACCCGACUCUGACACCGCCCUCUCUACCGGGACUCCAUGGGCCAGCGUUGUUCCCUUCCCCGUCGCAGAUCCCGCACAGCCCCCUGAGUCACCCGCUAGCGUCCCGGGCGAGCCACAGCGGACUUCUCCUCAGACCGGAGCACCAUCACGACCGCAGCCCCUUCUCCAAGUGGCCGGUCCCCUGCUCGUGCCUGCAGUGUCCCACAGACAGUGUCAACCGAGUACCGUUCGGGAAGCAUCCUGCGUUCACGAGAUGA
Messenger RNA from Branchiostoma belcheri (Belcher's lancelet), 884 nucleotides. RefSeq names its product oligodendrocyte transcription factor 2-like. The coding region runs from base 144 to 884 and encodes 246 amino acids. The record is from RefSeq and is a predicted model, not a curated record. The transcript has a single exon. Lineage: Eukaryota; Metazoa; Chordata; Leptocardii; Amphioxiformes; Branchiostomatidae. Gene Ontology annotation, molecular function: protein dimerization activity.